AUGCUAGACCUGCUUGCAGGUGGGAGAAGCAAUAUUCCAAACUUUAACUGUGGAAAACAGAAUAAGCUGCUGGCUGUUCUUGAAGGAGCUGAUUCUGUGAUUGCAAAAGAGAUUUCGACCAUGUCCGACAUCUACAAAAUCCCACAAAUCAGUUAUGGCUUUACUGCUCAGGGUCUUGAUGAUAACAUCCAGUUCCCUUUUGUCUACCGGACAGUCCCCAAAGAAGAAACUCAGUACCCAGGGAUUGUCAAACUGCUCCUACAUUUUAGAUGGACAUGGAUUGGUCUUACUGCUCCAGACAAUGACAAUGGAGAAAGGUUUGUGAAUGCCUUGACACCUCUACUGAUCAACAAUGGAAUUUGCAUUGCCUUAUCAAAAAGACUACCAGAAAAGAAUCUGUACCAAAGGCUCAACUCUAUUAAACCAAAUGUCAUAUGGAGACAAGUCAAUGUAUUUAUUUACUAUGAGCAUAUUCAGGGGGGAUGGGGUCCAAUCAUCAUGCUACAAACAGCACUUGAGGAAAACAUUGGGGCAAAAGUCUGGAUCUCAACAGUUUUUCAGGACAUCAACUUGAACCUGUGGUUUGAUCCUAAUCUCUUCCAGUACAUUCAUGGUUCUCUGGCCUUUGUAAUGAAGUCCCAAAUAAGAACAAAACAUGACUACUAUAGUCCAUUCUCACCUGAUCUUGACCAGUUCUGGAAGAAAGCAUUUCAUUGUUUAUAUUCAAAGCACUUGUUAUCCAUGAGAGGUUGGACAAGAUGCACAGAGAAGGAGAAUCUGGAGAAGCUGCCCCAAGAGGAGCUGGAGAGAGCCCUGUCUCAAGAUAGCUACAGCACUUACUUCAGUGUCCAGGCUGUGGCUCAGGCCUUAAGCACUGCAUAUUCAACCAGAACAAAGCAGAUGUGGAUGGUGGGUAGACAAGGUGGGCUGGAACGUCAAAGGCUGCAGCCAUGGCAGCUUCACCCUUUCUUAAGAGAAAUCCAGUUUUUGAAUGCUUCAUUGGGUGGCCUGCAUUUGGAUGAGAAUGGGGACCUGCCAGGCAACUAUGAUAUUGAGAACUGGGUCAUGUUUUCCAAUGAGUCCCGUGUUCGAGUGAAAGUUGGGAGCAUAGAGAGAGGAAAGUCUGCUGACAUUAAACUCACCAUUAACCCGGAAGCCAUUGUGUGGCCCAAGCAGUUUAGCAAGACCGUGCCUCAGUCCAGGUGUACAGAAAGCUGUCGCCCUGGAUACAAGAAAGUGGCUAAAGAAGGAGAGCCGGUUUGCUGCUAUGCUUGUGCUCCAUGUGCAGAAGGGACCAUCUCCACUCAAGAAGAUGCAGAACAUUGCAACAAAUGCCCAGAACAUCAGUAUCCAAACAAGGACCUAGAUCAAUGUGUUCCCAAGAUUGUCACAUUCCUGUCCUUUAAAGAGUCUUUAGGGACCAUCCUUGUUUCUUUUGCUUUAUUCUUGUCAUUAACUACGAGUUUUGUUUUAGGAAUCUUCAUUAAAUAUAUUGACACUCCAGUAGUCAAAGCCAACAACCAGAAUCUUUCAUACAUCCUCCUUAUCUCCCUCCUGCUUUCCUUUUUGUCCUCCUUCCUGUUCACCAACCGGCCAAGGAAAACAACCUGCCUUCUCCGACAAACAGCCUUCAGCAUCAUUUUCUCAGUUUCCAUCUCUUCUGUCUUGGCAAAAACCAUCACUGUAGUGCUAGCCUUCCUGGCCACAAAGCCAGGGGACAGGGUGAGGAGGUGGCUGGGGAAGAGUCUGGCCAACUCCAUUGUCAUUUCCAGUUCUAGUAUCCAAGUUGUCAUCUGCACCAUCUGGCUAGUGAUCUCUCCCCCAUUCCCAGACUCUGACAUGCAUUCCCAGCCUGGAGAAAUCAUCCUGCAAUGCAACGAAGGUGCUGGGCUCCUGGGCUGCAUCUUCCUUCCCAAAUGCUACAUCAUUGUACUGAGGCCUGAUCUGAAUACAAAGGAGUGUCUGAUAACAAAAACUAAAGAUGGCAUCUGA
This is a messenger RNA of Rhineura floridana, 1992 nucleotides long. Its product is annotated as vomeronasal type-2 receptor 26-like. Gene Ontology annotation, cellular component: membrane. Gene Ontology annotation, molecular function: G protein-coupled receptor activity. Lineage: Eukaryota; Metazoa; Chordata; Lepidosauria; Squamata; Rhineuridae. The coding region runs from base 1 to 1992 and encodes 663 amino acids. Gene Ontology annotation, biological process: G protein-coupled receptor signaling pathway. The record is from RefSeq and is a predicted model, not a curated record. The transcript has 6 exons.